Closterium sp. NIES-65 is the source of this 1785-nucleotide messenger RNA. Lineage: Eukaryota; Viridiplantae; Streptophyta; Zygnematophyceae; Desmidiales; Closteriaceae. The record is from the annotation of a GenBank genome assembly.
AUGACGGCCGGCAGAGAGCAUCAUCCGUUGAUGAAGGGGCAGGGCGACAUCCGUCAGUGGGCAGCCAGCGGCGUGGGGAUGAUAGUCAUGGCGAAGCGCACUCGACAGCUGGCGAUUGGCAUAUCGACAGGCUGUCUCAUCACCGCCGUUCUCUCUCUUGUCCUCAUGCACCAGCAACACGUGUGGGAGGGAAGGAAGCCAUCAGCUGAUCUUGACAUACGUCUCAAGGCGAUUGAAGAGUAUGUGGCACGGAUCGCAGCCGAAAAUGUAACGGGGGUGGUGCGGGAGGAGGUGGGGCGGCUGGGCGGGCAGGUGGAGAGCGUGCAGGCGCUGCAGCAGGCCAGAGCCAAGGCGGGCGGCAACGGGACGGGGGACGUGGGCGGCGACUGGGCGGUGGUGCUGGAGGCGCGCGCACGGGACGCGGAGCAGCGGGCGGCGCAGCUGAAUGAGACAGUGGGGCGGCUCACGGCUAGCAUGAGGAAGCAGGCGGCUGAGAUUGUGGCUCUUAAGGCAGCAGAGCAGGUGGCAGCAGGAGCCGGGGACCUCCCCAAGCGGCCUCGCGGCAAGAUGGUGGUGCUGGAUGAUGACCCCUCCCGCUGGCGCCAGCACUCCUUCCAUCGCACCGGCGCCUACGGCUUCAUCCAGUACAGCGCGUACCGGUUAGAACCGGCACGCUUCGUGGUGGUUGGGCUGGGCGCGCUGGCGCAGCGCAGCAAGCGGCGGUUGGAGGGGUGCUGGUGGCACAAGAUGGAUGGGCACACUGUGAUUGCUGGCAAGCUCACCCAGAUGGUCAUGGAGGAGCAUCACAACUACCUGUACGAGAUGGUGGUGCUGCAGUGCGUGUUGGAAGAAGAGGUGGAGGAGACGGGAGGGCAUCUAAGGAUCUACCUCGACCGCCAGAUCCUCUACCCUUACCGGGAACAUGUCAAGGAGAAGCUCGAGAAGAAGGGAGGGGAAGAGACCCCACUGCCCUGGCGAGUAGCCUUCUGCAGCUCCACGCUCUACGCGGAGGUGGAGGAGCGAAGUGUGCUCCAGUUCAUCCACUACCACCGCUACGCAGGCGGCUACGACCACUUUGUGCUCUACGACACCGUCGGGCUGCCCCCGUCGCUCAUGGCGAUGCUGCAGCCCAUGCUGGAUGAGGGGCUUGUGACCGUGUCAGACUUCACCCAGGCGUAUCAGUUCGACGCCUGGUUCUACUCGCAGGCGGUAGCGAUGCAUGACUGCAUGUAUCGCAUGCGCACACAGGCCGACUGGGUGGCCUUCCACGAUCUCGACGAGUACCUCGCCCUGCAACCACCCGCAACCCUCCCAACCAUCCUCCACCGCUUCGAAUCCCUCCCGUACAUCACCCUCGGGACCUAUGUCUUCUCGGCGCACAUAUGCGAGGAGGACGGGCCGGAGGACGUGUGGAGCGAGGAGGAGAAGAGGUUUGCUGUGGAGAGAAUGCUGCAGCGGCGGAAAAAGCCGUACUGUCUGCGAGGAGAGGAUGAUCCCAAGGUGUGCAUCGACUACUACGGGCACCGGAAGAUGUUCGUCAACCCCCGCAAGGUAGAGGCGGUAUACGUGCACCGCACCGACAAGCCCAGCACGGGAGGAGUAGACCUGAGUACCGAUGAGAUGUACUUUGCCCACGUGCGCUCCAUCAACGGCAAGGGCAUCGCCUGCCGCCCGCCCAAGGACCAGGAGAACGACCUCCAAGCUGACGACCGCGAGCGCUGCACUCUCGUGGCUGAGACUGCUGCCCGCGCCCGGGAAUGUGCUCAGGACGGCUUCAGCAACCAG